AUGGAGACAACGGUUGCUUUACCAGUGAAGAUCCCACCAGGACUUCUUAGACCCCUGGCAUAUCGAGUUCUGUCGAAAAAGUACGGGCUCAAUAUCAAAUCGGAUGGGCUAGCAGCUUUAGCAGAAUAUAUUGGCACUAGAUUUGGAAUAAACUGGAGAAAAGACAGCGGAACUUUUCAGUUUUUGGAGCAAUUCGCUGCUAUUUGGGACCAGCAAGAACGAGGACUAUUCAUCGAUAAAAUUGGUGUAGACGAGGUGAUUCGUGAAGUAAAAGAGAGAGCACGGGCUGCUGAAAAACCACCGGCUAGAAAAGCGGAACCAAAAUCGAACUCUGAGGGAAAAUUGAAGACUUUAGAUAAUAUUUUGGCGAAUCGUGCGGAUGCUCAACCAGCAGAAAAGGUGCUCGACUCUGGAACCCAGACCCAGGAUCCCGCCGAAGUGGAUACAGAUGAUGAAGCUGGUCAGAACGAUUCAAGAACUGAUAGUCCAGAGCCAUCGUUGGAUUGGCGAUCCUACUACAAGGUGAUCGAUGCGCAGAGUCAACAGAAUUUUAUAUACGACUCAAUGAGUCGCCAGUAUAGACUGAAAGCUGCCAAUGCCAAGAAAUCCAUAUUGCCCAAUGUUGCAUCCAAUGUGGCUUUAUUUUCAACCCGAUACCACAUUCUAAAAGACAGAAUUAUGCGAAAUGAGUUGUUUCAAGGCGGUGGUGACACUUUCAACCCACUCUCGUCCAUGGCCAAUCUCAACGGCUCGUCAGGGAGUGCAGCUUCUCAGAGUAUGACUAUAACACAGAUCAAAAAUCUUCUUGGGAGAGACGGCAAGAGUUUCCUCAUAUUAGGACUUCUGAGACUGAACGCAAAGGGUAACUGGACCCUUGAAGAUCCAUCUGGUUCUUUAGAAGUUGAUUUAAGCCAGGCCAUGCCGACCGAAGGAACUUUUUACGUACCAGGCUGCAUAAUUUUAGCGGAGGGUAUAUAUUACUCUGCUGCCCAUAAAUUUUAUGUCGCAUCCGUGGCCCAUCCGCCAGGUGAGAGGAGAGAAUCCACAUUGGAAGCCAUAGGUAACCUGGACCUCUUAGGUGUUCACCAACCAUCGAACUCGAACUACAUUUCCAGAGUUGACAAAGAGCUAAAAAUUAGACUACAUUUGCUUGAGAGAGAACUGACAGACCACAAGAUUGUGAUUCUGGGAGCUGAUGUUUUCCUCGACCAACUUUCUGUAAUGGAGGCGUUGCGCAAAGUCUUCACAAAAUUAGACGCGGAUCCACCAAUAACGCUGGUACUACAGGGCUCCUUUACUUCUUCGCCAUUAUUUCCUGUGAUGAGCAGUAAAAAUAUCAGCGCCACGACUGCUUAUAAAAACAUAUUUGACUCCUUGGCACUUUUACUUUCGAAUUUCGAGCGCUUGAUAAAUGAGACGACAUUUGUCUUUGUUCCGGGGCCCAAUGAUCCAUGGACAUCGAUGGUGAGUCUUGGAACCACUGGAAUCUGGCCUCAAAAGCCCAUUCCGGGAAAGUUUACGCAACGGAUCAACAGAAUCUGCAAAAAAGUGUUCUGGGGGUCUAAUCCAACUAGAAUUGCGUAUCUAUCGCAAGAGCUCGUUUUGGUUAGAGACGAUAUGAAUGGAAGAUUCAAAAGGCACAAUAUCUUGUUUCCAGCUACAACGGAGCAGGACGAAGACGGCGAAGAGGACGUAACUCUCGCAGAGGAUUCCUUGAUGCAAGAAAUUAAUGAUAACUACGAAGGCAUAGAUCAGUUAGUGAAGUCUCAAGACCAGUUAUCUGCGGGCGUGCAGGAGGCUCGUAAAUUGGUGAAAACUAUAUUAGACCAAGGCCAUAUCUCACCAUUUGCCGCCUUCGUGAGGCCGGUGGUGUGGGAUCUGGAUCACACACUGCAUUUAUCACCUAUUCCAACUACAUUGUUGUUGACUGAUACGACGGCAUCUCAAUUUGAAGUGACAUAUAACGGUUGCAAGACUGUCAACACGUCCAGCUUUAUACACAAGCGUAAAGCAAGGUAUGUGGAAUAUAUACCUUCGACCAGGAUUAUAGUGCAAGAUGAAGUUCAUUUUUGA
This is a messenger RNA of Lachancea nothofagi CBS 11611, 2073 nucleotides long. Lineage: Eukaryota; Fungi; Ascomycota; Saccharomycetes; Saccharomycetales; Saccharomycetaceae. The record is from the annotation of a GenBank genome assembly.